Messenger RNA from Acanthosepion pharaonis, 525 nucleotides. The record is from the annotation of a GenBank genome assembly. Lineage: Eukaryota; Metazoa; Mollusca; Cephalopoda; Sepiida; Sepiidae.
AUGUUCCUUGGUACUGGUCCCCUGCAUCGAGGAACAAGACAUUUGAUUCACGAGCCCGUAUUUCGUCCACUUUACUCUUUAUGCGAGCGAUACCCCCGAAGCACUGCUGUUUGGCUUCGUCCUCCGUUAUUUUACGUGAAAAUUCUAUCUAUCUAUCUAUCUAUCUAUCUAUCUAUCUAUCUAUCUAUCUAUCUAUCUAUCUAUCUAUCUAUCUAUCUAUCUAUCUAUCUAUCUGUCUUAACUGUCUGUCUAUCUAUCUAUCUAUCUAUCUAUCUAUCUAUCUAUCUAUCUAUCUAUCUUAACUGUCUGUCCAUCUAUCUAUCUAUCUAUCUAUUCUCUAUCUAUCUUAACUGUCUGUCUAUCUAUCUUAACUGUCUGUCUGUCCGUCUAUCUAUCUAUCUAUCUAUCUAUCUAUCUAUCUAUCUAUCUAUCUAUCGCCUUAAGCCUCUUUGGGAAAAUAAAUUGCGAAAAAGUGUUCAAAUAUCUUUGUGCAUGUAUAUGCUUUUUUUUUCAAUUAGCUCGUAG